Salarias fasciatus (jewelled blenny) is the source of this 1853-nucleotide messenger RNA. It is a transcript of the gene lacc1, whose product is annotated as laccase (multicopper oxidoreductase) domain containing 1. The coding region runs from base 65 to 1372 and encodes 435 amino acids. Lineage: Eukaryota; Metazoa; Chordata; Actinopteri; Blenniiformes; Blenniidae. The record is from RefSeq and is a predicted model, not a curated record. The transcript is spliced from 5 exons. Gene Ontology annotation, molecular function: copper ion binding.
GAAGCGGGGCUGGAGCUUCUGACUGCCGCCCGGCUCGGACCCGGACCCGGACCCGAGCGGCACCAUGACCGAGGCCGUGCUGGUGGACCUGCUGCACGGCUGCCGUCCCGGCCGGGCCGCGGAGGAGCAGCGCGGCUCCGGCCGUCACUUCUUCCUGCUGUGCGGGGAGAGCCAGCCGGACGGCCCCGGGCUGGAGGGCUGCCUGCGGGGCUCCGGCGGCAGCGUGCGGCUGCUGAGCGGCGGCUCCACCGCCGAGCGGCUGUACCGCUUCAAGCAGGCCGCGGACCGGCUGGAGCUGAGCUCGGUCCGGGUGCUCACCUCCCCGCGGGGCCGCGAGCUGCUGCAGCGGUACCAGCAGCUGCUCUUCACCGACCUGUACCGCUUCGACUACCGGGUGCAGCCCGAGAGCGACCUCACCUGUCCGAGCGGAGCAGGCUCCGCCCACCGCGCCUCACCUGGGGAGGGGGCGGGGCCUGAGCGGCAGGGGGCGGGGUCUGUGCAGGAGGAGGUGCAGCGGUUCGUCCAGCAGCUGCCUGCGCUGAGAGGACAGAUCUCAGUCCUGAAGUCUUCACUGAUCUCAGACUGCUUCGGCCACGGCUUCAGCACGCGGACGGGCGGCGUGUCCGACGUCCCGACGCUCUCCUCCAUGAACCUGUUCAGCAGCGGGCGGAGGAGGGACCCCGUCGCCGUGGUGAUGGAGAACCGGCGGCGGCUGGCCGUCCACGCCGGUUUCCACCCUCGGCCGCUGCGUCUUCUCAAGGUGAACCACGCCAGAGACGUUUGGGUUUUGGGGAAGGAGGAGCCGGAGAGGUACGACGCCAUGGUGACCGAUCAGACGGGCGUGGUCUUGGCGGCUCCCGGGGCCGACUGCAUGCCCAUCCUGUUCACUGACCCCGUCCUGAAGGUCAUCGGAGUCGCUCACGCAGGAUGGAAGGGGACUCUGAUGGGUGUUGCCAUGGAGACGGUGAACGCCAUGGUGACGGCGUUCGGCUGCCGUGCGAGCGACGUGGAGGUGGCGGUGGGACCGUCCGUCGGAGUGUGUUGCUUCACUCUGGACAGAGACGAGGCUCGAGAUUUCAGCCGCAUCCACCCGGACUGCGUCCCCGACCCGGAGUCCGCCAGGCCGCACGUGGACAUCCGGCUCGCCAACAGACUCCUCCUGCAGGAAGGCGGCGUCCUGCCCGAGCACAUCCACGACAACGCCACGACGGGCCGGAGCAGCGUGACGCUCUGCACCUCCUGCCACCCUCAGCUCUUCUUCUCCCACGUCAGAGACGGCGUCAACUUCGGCACUCAGGUGGGCUUCCUGUGGAUCCGGGAAGCGGCGGGUCGGUCCUCAGCCGAACUGGAAUCCGAGCCUUCCUCACUCUGACGGGACGUUUUCAGUCUCCAGGAUAAAUCCUGGAGGCAGACGGAGACUGUCCGUCUCCUGCCAUCGUUAAUACUCUAUGGACGUCAACGCAAAGUUGGACUGUUAUUACGGUGACUGUCAACUCUAAAACUUAUCGUACAUCGUCUGAGCAUGUACAGAACCACUAUUUUCCAGGGCCGGGGUGUGCAGGACCAGUAGGACCGGAGUCGGAGCAUUUUCAGAAAGUUAUGUUUUCAGUGGCUCUGUGCAGCGCUGCCGUGUAGACGGGGCCUCAGUUCCAGCUGGAGGGAGACGGAGGUCUCCGUAAAGGUGGAGUAAAGAAAUCUGACAAACUGUGACGAUCUUGCUGAGGUGAUCCAGACGAGCUCGGCCCGCUGAUCCCUCUCAGCAGCUCAAUAAAACAACGUUGGCACUUACUUUUCUGGUCCAAAACGAAUGAUUCAAACAUAAUGUUUCACUAGAAUGGGUUCAUCAAAAUAAA